Peniophora sp. CBMAI 1063 is the source of this 483-nucleotide messenger RNA. The record is from the annotation of a GenBank genome assembly. Lineage: Eukaryota; Fungi; Basidiomycota; Agaricomycetes; Russulales; Peniophoraceae.
AUGUCUGACGACGAGCAGCACAACCAGACCUUUGAGCAGGCCUCUGCGGGCGCCUCGCUCACCUUCCCCAUGCAAUGCUCGGCUCUCCGCAAGAACGGACACGUCGUCAUCAAGGGUCGUCCCUGCAAGAUCGUCGACAUGUCGACCUCCAAGACUGGCAAGCACGGUCACGCCAAGGUCCAUCUCGUCGCCAUCGACAUCUUCACUGGCAAAAAGCUUGAGGAUAUCUCUCCCUCCACCCACAACAUGGAUGUCCCCAACGUCACCCGUAACGAGUACCAGCUCGUCAACGUCGACGACGGUUUCCUCAACCUCAUGACCCAGGACGGUACCGCGAAGGACGACGUUAAGGUCCCGGAGGGUGACCUCGGCAAGCAGAUCCAGGCCGACUUCGAUGACGGCAAGGACCUGCUCGUCACCAUCGUCUCUGCCAUGGGCGAGGAGCAGGCCAUCUCCGUCAAGGAGGCCCCCAAGGGCGCUUAA